Messenger RNA from Dissoconium aciculare CBS 342.82, 543 nucleotides. RefSeq lists its product as uncharacterized. The transcript has 2 exons. The record is from RefSeq and is a predicted model, not a curated record. NCBI's taxonomy places the organism in Eukaryota, Fungi, Ascomycota, Dothideomycetes, Mycosphaerellales, Dissoconiaceae. The coding region runs from base 163 to 351 and encodes 62 amino acids.
CUCAAACGGAGCGUGCACAACGGCUUUUGAUCUUUUGCUGUUGGAGAGGCUCAUUAGCCAAGCACUCAUCGCAAAGCGUGACUAAUCACUCGGUUCGCUCACUGACCCGUUCCACUCGGCCAGCCGUUGGAGACUGGUUUUGAAGAUUUUGGCAGGCGACGAAUGUCACAGAGCGAAGAGCAGUGCCGUAUUUCGAGCUGCGCAGAAUGUGUUGAUCUGGUGGAUCUGCACAUUGGCAUCUCAGAGCAUCUCCAGCCCGGUCACGAGCAAGCUGCCCACGAUCUAUCGACUCUUUGCUCCACCGCUGACAAUUGCCAAUGGUCACGCUGUACUAUUACGUCGAUGAUGUGAUCUAUAUACUGAGGAGACGCGAAUGCUAGGCAUAGGACGGAAGUCUACGCGAAAGCUGAUGAGGCACCUAGACUACCAGUCUCCAGGUAAUGAGAGCGGCCUCGACGCAGUACGCCAGUGAACAGCCUCCGGGGAAAGUCAGGCUUUUCUUAUGGGUCGGAAUCCUCCUUCCUCGGGCGAAAAUAGCGGGCG